Chondrus crispus (carragheen) is the source of this 141-nucleotide messenger RNA. RefSeq lists its product as hypothetical. The record is from RefSeq and is a predicted model, not a curated record. The coding region runs from base 1 to 141 and encodes 46 amino acids. The transcript has a single exon. Lineage: Eukaryota; Rhodophyta; Florideophyceae; Gigartinales; Gigartinaceae.
AUGAGAACUGCUAUCCUCUCCUCCUCCUGUCACUGGAAACCUAACGUCGCUGAUUCCUUAUGGUCGCGUAAAUCCCUUCCUCUUGACUCUAUAGCCCCGCAAAGCCCCCUAAUUAGUGAACCCCAUUGCGCUGAGAAUUAA